Messenger RNA from Pieris macdunnoughi, 1446 nucleotides. The record is from the annotation of a GenBank genome assembly. NCBI's taxonomy places the organism in Eukaryota, Metazoa, Arthropoda, Insecta, Lepidoptera, Pieridae.
AUGGGUCAACUAACUUUUCUUUGUGUAUAUCUUGUGCUAUCAUUAACGAAGGGAGAGCAAAUUAAUCGUUUUAGGCGAAAGAUUCCUGAUAACAUUCUUUUUGGAGCAGGAACUUCUGCUUAUCAAAUAGAAGGAGCUUGGAAUGAAGAUGGAAGAACUGAAAGUGUCUGGGAUUACAUCAGUCAUGCUGAACCAUGUGAAAUACAUAACUGUGACACUGGUGACAUUGCUGCCGAUUCGUAUAAUAAUUAUAAGAGAGACGUUCAAAUGAUGAAGGAAAUGGGGCUUGACGUUUAUAGAUUUUCGAUCUCCUGGAAUAGGAUACUUCCAACGAAUUCACCCAAUAAUAUAAAUGAAGCAGGGGUUGCUUACUACAAUAAAUUGAUAGAUGAAAUGCUAAAGUACAACAUAACACCUAUGGUUACAAUUCAUCACUUGGAUGUCCCGCUUCAAAUAGAUGAACUUGGUGGUUGGGUUAAUCCAAAAAUGGUUGAUUGGUUUGUUAAUUAUGCGAGGGUCCUUUAUGAAUUAUUUGGUGACAGGGUUAAAACUUGGUUUACAAUCAACGAACCACGUGAAUAUUGUAUACAAAGGUCAAUGAAACCUGGUUUUGAUGAUUAUAUCUGUGCGAGACAUAUGCUUUUGGGUCACGCAAAAGCUUAUGACGUAUACAAAAAUGAAUUCAAAGCUAAGUAUGGUGGUAAAGUCGGAAUUGUUUUAAAUUCUUUAUGGUAUGAACCAGAAAGUGAAAAGGAUGCCGAAGCAGCAGAAGAUAAACUACAAUUCGAACUAGGGCAGUAUGCACAUCCCAUAUUUUCAAAAACUGGCGACUGGCCACCACUAAUGAAAAACAGAAUCGCAGCUAAGAGUGCAGCUCAAGGUUUAAUGGAGUCCAGAUUACCAGAAUUCACGCCCGAAGAAGUGGAACUAAUUAAAGGCAGUUCAGAUUUCUUUGGAUUAAAUCAUUAUACAUCAGCCUUAGUUUACCGAAACAAUUCUGUUCAAGGAUUUUAUCCAUCUCCAUCAUAUGAAGAUGAUACUGGCGUUAUAAUGUAUCAACCGGAGACCUGGGAGAAAACUAUAGCACCAUGGCAUAAAGUUGUCCCCUGGGGUUUCUAUAAGCUAUUAAACAAAAUACGUGAAGAAUAUGGAAACCCUCCUCUGUAUGUUACUGAAAAUGGUUGUCCGACCGGUCCUGGCUUGUUAGAUACACAGAGGGUAACCUUUUAUAGAAAGUAUUUAAAUGCUAUGUUAGAUUCCAUAGAAGAGGGAUCUGAUGUCCGAGUGUAUACUGCGUGGAGUUUGAUGGACAACUUCGAAUGGAUGAUGGGUUAUCAUGAUAAAUUUGGUAUGUAUGAAGUGGAUUUCAACAGCCCAACACGGACAAGAACCCCAAGAGCUUCAGUUUUCUAUUAUAAGAAAGUUAUUCGAACGCGUAGAGUUUGA